This is a messenger RNA of Suncus etruscus (white-toothed pygmy shrew), 1582 nucleotides long. RefSeq names its product endoplasmic reticulum lectin 1 (gene ERLEC1). Lineage: Eukaryota; Metazoa; Chordata; Mammalia; Eulipotyphla; Soricidae. Gene Ontology annotation, cellular component: endoplasmic reticulum lumen. The record is from RefSeq and is a predicted model, not a curated record. Gene Ontology annotation, biological process: retrograde protein transport, ER to cytosol; endoplasmic reticulum unfolded protein response.
GGCCGCGGCUCCCGGCACUCGGCGGCCGCCGCCUCCUUCUCCGCCUCCCCCUGCGCCUGUGCGGGCCGAGGAGGCGGCGGCGGCGGCGGCCUGAGAAGGCGGCGCAGCAUGGAGGAAGGAGGCGGCGGCGCGCGGAGUCUGGGCCCCGGAGGGCCGCUGCUGCUGGUGCUGUGCGGCCUCCUGGAGGCGUCGGGCGGCGGCCGGGCGCUCCCGCAGCUCAGCGACGACGUCCCGUUCCGCGUCAGCUGGCCCGGCGCCGGCUUCUCGCUGCCUACAACUGGAGUUCUGUAUAAAGAAGAUAAUUAUCUCAUCAUGACAACAGCGCAUAAGGAAAAAUAUAAAUGCAUCCUUCCCCUUGUAACAAGUGGAGAUGAGGAAGAAGAAGAGAUUAUAAAGGCCCCUAAUCCAAGAGAGCUGUUGGAACCACUAUAACAGAGCAGUUGUUCCUACAGGAUUGAGUCUUACUGGACUUACGAAGUGUGUCAUGGAAAGCACAUCCGACAGUACCAUGAAGAGAAGGAAAGUGGGCAGAAAGUAAAUAUACAUGAAUACUACCUUGGAAAUAUGUUGGCCAAGAACCUUCUCUCUGAAAAAGAACUAGAAGCAGAAGAAAAAGAAAAAUCAAAAGAGAUUCCUACUAAAAACAUUGAAGGCCAGAUGACGCCCUACUACCCUGUGGGCAUGGGAAAUGGUACACCUUGUAGUUUGAAACAGAACCGGCCCAGAUCGAGCACUGUGAUGUACAUAUGCCAUCCUGAAUCUAAGCAUGAAAUUCUGUCGGUUGCUGAAGUCACCACGUGCGAAUAUGAAGUCGUCAUCCUGACACCACUCUUGUGUGGCCAUCCGCAGUACAGGUUCAGAGCCUCUCCUGUGAAUGACAUAUUUUGCCAGUCCCUGCCGGGCUCCCCAUUCAAACCCAUCACCCUGAGACAGUUGGAGCAGCAGGAAGAAAUCCUGAGGGUGCCUUUUCGGAGAAACAAAGAGGAAGAUUUGCAGUCAACUAAAGAAGAGAAAUUUCCGGCCAUCCACAAGCCCAUCGCAGUUGGUUCCCAGCCUGUGCUCACAGUUGGAACAACGCACAUCUCCAAACUGACUGAUGACCAGCUCAUCAAAGAGUUCCUUAGCGGCUCUUACUGCUUUCACGGGGGUGUUGGUUGGUGGAAAUAUGAAUUCUGCUAUGGCAAACAUGUACAUCAAUACCAUGAGGACAAGGACAGUGGGAAAACCUCUGUGGUCGUGGGCACGUGGAGCCAAGACGAGCACCUCGAGUGGGCCAAGAGGAACACGGCGCGAGCCUUCCACUUGCAGGAUGACGGCACCCAGACAGUCAGGAUGGUGUCACAUUUUUACGGGAAUGGAGAUGUUUGUGAUAUAACGGACAAACCAAGACAAGUGACUGUGAAACUCAAGUGCAAAGAGUCCGAUUCCCCUCAUGCUGUUACAGUAUACAUGUUAGAGCCUCAUUCUUGUCAGUAUAUCCUUGGGGUGGAGUCACCGGUGAUCUGUAAGAUCCUGGACACGGCAGAUGAAAAUGGGCUUCUUUCUCUCCCCAGCUGAAGGGCAGCCACGGUGGGGUCUGGAG